Messenger RNA from Haliotis rubra (blacklip abalone), 3089 nucleotides. RefSeq names its product thrombospondin type-1 domain-containing protein 4-like. The record is from RefSeq and is a predicted model, not a curated record. The coding region runs from base 344 to 2629 and encodes 761 amino acids. Gene Ontology annotation, molecular function: metalloendopeptidase activity. Gene Ontology annotation, biological process: extracellular matrix organization. Lineage: Eukaryota; Metazoa; Mollusca; Gastropoda; Lepetellida; Haliotidae. The transcript has 11 exons. Gene Ontology annotation, cellular component: extracellular matrix.
GGAGGCUGAACACAAGCCACCGACUCUCUGCCUAACUCUACCUAAUAGGCCUUUACGAUACUCUCUGCUGACACCCAGCGUAGAGAGGGAGCCCAAUACGCUAUAGUAAAGGGACUCUUGACACUGCAGAGGCGAAAGCGUGUUAUCCGACUCACUGCUUGUCAUACUCUGGUUUAUAAUACAUGCUAGAGUCACGAUAGCUGUGAUAGUAUUGGCUGCUUUGUCCUAAGCUGGAUAGCAGCACAAAGUUGGCAGUCAGCUGAUUGGAGAUUUGUGUCAAUUGAAAUUGGAUUUUUGUUGUACUGUGAAAUUUCUCAGAGCUGUUGAUCGUGCUGUGUUAAACAUGAGGAGUACUGUAAUAGCUGUCACCGGCCUUUUGUUCCUGCAGUCUGUGCUGCCCUCUGUGCUGGGUCAGACUGACACCUGCCUGUCAUGUGACCGCAAACCCAGUUCCUGUCGGAAGAUAGCUGGAAUCUUCAUGGUGACUGUUCUUUCCAAGAGAAGCUACAAUCCAGUGGUGGAGAUUCCAACUGGAGCAUGUCGCAUCAAUAUCACAGAGUUGGCGCUUUCUGAGAAUUACUUAGCUGUGAAAACUAAAAGGUCAAAGAGCAUAUUCAACAGCUACUGGUCCCUUGUGCCGACAGGGCUGUAUGGCGGUGCCGGGACGAUAUUCCGAUAUGCUAAACAGAGCGGGCCACACUGCCCUGGACAGUGUAUCUUUACUGAUGGGUCGCUCAAUGAAACAGUGGUGGUUCAGUUGUUGUUCAACAGCAAAAACCCUGGCAUUUCAUAUGAGUUUCUGCUUCCAAACUACAUUGCAUUUACACCUUUUGAGGGUACAUACAUUCCCCAAACACCAAACACAGUCCAUCACCGGCAUCGACACAGAUCACAAGGGCGGGGCCAAGGACGUCACCGUUCACGUUCAACUCCCCACUUCGAAGGAGAAUAUAACCCGAGUUACAGCAGCAGAUCAGAGGGGCCAUCUUCAUCGGAAUACUACAGACGCACUGAAGAAUUUCGUGCUGGAGGAAGUGAUGGAAGAUACCCAGCUCAACAAGGUUCAAGGUCAGGGUCACAGAGAAACUAUCAACCUGGUCCACGAAGAGACACAUCCCCUCGUAGGUACGGGUACGACACUUUGGGUGGUCGUGGAUUAAGUUACACGCAACAAAACAGAAAAACAGUUUCAUCUCAAACAGGAAUUCCCAUUCAAGUGGCACCAAGGCCAAGAUAUGUUUCGCCAUAUGACCGCAAUGGCCGCUUCACUGGCCACGACACUCUUGAUUUCAAUGCGGCACUGACGGACAGGAGGUAUGUGCGUGGUCCAGGAGAUGGUCAAGCCAGAAGUGUGGACAAUGAGAUCGGGACUCGAUACAGUGGACAGCAGACUGUUCCGAACCAUGGUGCUGUGGACAGGGUCAGCUCCGAUAGUCAGUACAUGUGGAGAAUAUCUGGAUUCACGGACUGUUCCACGACAUGCGGAGGAGGUAACCAGCAGACCAAGAUUGUCUGUGUGUUGAAGAGCUCUGAGACUCAGGUGAUAGUGACGGAGGACAACUGCAACAACGCCAUCAAGCCACAGCAGCAGCGUGUACCAUGCAACACCAACCCUUGUGGACCAGCGUGGGAGACAGAUGAGUGGAGCGCCUGUAGUGUAACCUGUGGUUCAGGGACACAGACCCGCCGUGUGGAGUGUAAACAACGUAUGUCUCCCACAUCCCAUCUGAGCGUGUCGGCCAGCAAGUGUGACGCAGGCAGCAGGCCAGCGGUGGCCCAGCAGUGUGAGAAGGGGCCCUGUGCCAGGUGGAGAACCGGCAAGUGGGGCAAGUGUUCCGUGAGCUGUGGGGUGGGGGAGCAGCGCAGGAAGGUGAAAUGUGUAGACCACCAGGCGACCCAGAUACCUGACCGCUUCUGUGAGGACACACCCCCAGUUGCCGCCAAGAAGUGUAAUCAGGGCACCUGCCAGAAACAGUGGUGGACGUCCAGGUGGUCAGACCAGUGUUCCAAUGAUUGUGGGUCAGGCGUGAAGACAAGGAACGUGAUGUGUGGAAACCCCAACGGUAUGAAGCUGGAGGACUCUGUGUGUGAAGACCUCAGGAAGCCUCAAACCAGGACCUCAUGCCGGAGCCAGUCAGCCUGUGGAGGGAAGUGGUUCAGUGGACCCUGGGGAAAGUGUUCAGCUGAAUGUGGGCGUGGAGAGCGUCGACGUGAUGUUGUGUGCAUGAAGGUGGUCGGUAGCGCCAUGUCUAUAACUGUGGAGGAGAACUGUGCCUCUGAGGAGAAGCCUGUAGCAGAGGAGCAGUGUCGCACCGAGUCCUGUGGAACAGAGUGGUACAUGUCCCAGUGGAGCGAGUGUUCUGUGACAUGUGGAACGGGCAUGAAGACACGGCAGGUCAAGUGUCUUGACCAACAGCAGAGGAAGGCCAGGUCAUGUGACCGCUCCCAGAAACCCGCGACCAGAGAGAACUGUCAGAUGAGAGACUGCCGAUUACCCCAGGCUACCAGAGCAAGCCCUACUUGUCGCGACCAGUACCGCAGCUGUCACGUGGUCCUACAAGCCCGACUGUGCACAUACUCCUACUACCGCAAGAUCUGCUGUUCCUCCUGCAAGUCUGCUCACUCAUGAAGACAGGAACCACAGUCGAGCAGUGUGAACGGUUGAUCACUGAUCCAACUCCUGCCAGAACAACUUCUCCAUAGGACGACAGUCUGGGGCACAAUACUCCAUAUGUUGUAGCAACACACUGAAUAGGGAAUACGAUUUCAUAUUGCACUUUGUGAUUUUUCGGUUAAGAUCAGACCAUUAUUUUCUUGUUGUAUGGAUAAGCUAGACAAAGAAUUAGAAAAGUAACAAGUAACCAUAUUUCUAAAUACCUCAUUUUCAAAAAGGUUUUUUUAUAUAUUUUUUCAUAAAUCUAUUUUGAAAUAGCAUUGAAAACAUGUUUUAAUUCAUGCAUUUUGGUAUAAAAACUUGUGAAACAAGAAAGGAAAAGGUUCUGAGUUAUAGGUUACAGCUUCUUAGCCAACAGAAAAAGCAGAAUAAUUAUUAUAACAAUGUUAGUUUUCACAUAACAUGUUUUUAAUUU